This is a messenger RNA of Trichobilharzia szidati, 4431 nucleotides long. The record is from the annotation of a GenBank genome assembly. NCBI's taxonomy places the organism in Eukaryota, Metazoa, Platyhelminthes, Trematoda, Strigeidida, Schistosomatidae.
AUGCAACUUAAUGGAUUUUCAAAUUUAUCCUCCACAUUGAUAAGAAUGAAUGAACAGCACAACUUUCAUGAUAUUCAUAAUGACAGUAAUAAUAAUAAUAAUAAUAAUAUACAUAAUAACAAUAGUAAUAACAGUAUCACUAUGAAUAACACAAUAACUGAAAAUUCAAUUCCUCCAAAUGUCACACCAGUGACACCGUCAUUAACAUCAAUCCCUAGCAUGCUAUUACCGCCUCAUAAACAACUUUAUGCCUUAUCGUCAUCAUCGACGUCAGAGACAUUAAAUUAUUGGAAUGCUAAAGAUACUACAAGGCUGACAAGUUUGAAACAACAUUUUUUGAUGCGUGAUAAUAAUAACAACCCGCGUCGUCGAAUCGAUGAUGAAGAUAAUGAUGAUGAUGAUAAUGAGAAUAAUGAUGACGGUCAUCGUGGGAGUGGUGGCGGUGGCCGCGGUGACGAUGAUAAUGGUGAUAGUAGUAGCAGUAUUAUUAUUGAUGAAGAUGAGGAUUUCCAUGGUAACAGCAAUAAUAAUAAUAACCAUAAUGGACUAAAUGUGGAAGAGACUGCAAACAUAGGAGAUGGAGAGAAUAAGCAUGGUUUACGUAUCAAUCAAUCUAUGAAGACAAAUAAUCCUGAUUCUACUCCAAUUAAUCAUAAUAAUAAUAGUAAUAAUAAUAAUAACAAUAGUAAUAGUGUUCAUACUAUGAAUUUUCCAAGCCCAGCGAAAUUAACCACCCAACUUCUUCCAUCAAGAUAUACCAGUCGACGUAAAACUUCAUGUGCUGAAAUGGUAACUGAAGAACAUUUUCAUCAGAAGAAAUCUGUUCACAGUUCACCAACUCAUAAUCACCAUCAUCACCAUCAAGAGAUUAAACGGAUCACUCCGUAUCCAUCGUCUAAUCGUAUACUAUUGGAUAUACCAUGUCAUGUUUGUGAAGAUCAUUCAUCAGGAAAACAUUAUGGUAUCUAUGCUUGUGAUGGUUGUGCGGGAUUUUUUAAAAGAUCAAUUCGACGUAAUCGUCAGUAUACAUGUAAAAGUCGUGGUAGUACAAAACCUGGUAUGGUUAUCUGUAGAGUUGAUAAAUCACAUCGUAAUCAAUGCAGAGCAUGUCGGCUAACUAAAUGCCUUGAAGUUGGAAUGAAUAAAGAUGCUGUUCAACAUGAAAGAGGGCCAAGAAAUUCUACGCUACGUCGACAAGUAGCACUAUAUUUAAACGAUGGGCAUCAUAAGACACACACGAAUCGUCAAUCAAAUCAUCAAUAUCAUCAACACCAACUGUCUCAACUAUCCUCCUACUUACCAUCACGAGUUCCUCCUCCGCCGCCUGGACCAUCCCCGCUAUCAGUAUCGCUGCAGUCACCGUCAAUAUUGUCUUCACUAUCUUUACCAUCUUUACUAUCGUCUGCAUCAAUGUCAGCACAAUCAUUCAAUACAAACCCGUUGGUUGGCGUUAAUCUGUCUGCCCCAGUGAAUUUAAACAACACAAGUAAUGGCAAUAUACAAGGCAAUAAAAUUCUCUCAGACAACCAAUUUUCGAUGAAUGAUAUUUUAAAUUUAACUAAAUCCCCAUACAUGUUUUUCAAUUCAGCCUUGUCUCCAUCCUCAUCGACAUCGUCAACAUCAACAUCGACAUUAUCACCAUUCUCUAAUUUGACAACAACAAAUAAUAUUACCGGAACUGACAAUAUCCUACCUAAUUCAGCAACAAUGUUUACACCAACCGCCUAUUCAACAGCACCAAUCAAUAUAAACAACAAUCCAUUCAGCUAUUAUUUAAAUUAUUUGCCUUCAAUGUUCAAUUUUUCGAAUUCUUUCGAUCUGUCCGCAAAUAAUGAAACGCUGAAUUUAGUGAAAAAGACCACUUCAUUAAGUGAUGAUGCUACUGCAUUGAAUAAUACCAGUAAUACUACUGUCACUCCUCUUAAUAUUUCUACUACUGAAAAGAAUAUUAGUAGUAGUAGUAGUAGCAUGAUUGAUAUGAGCAGCUUUCAUAAAGAAAAACAGCCUAGAUAUGAGACAAAUGAAUAUGAAAAGUAUAAUCGACAAGAAUUCUUGUUGAAUCAAAGCCUGAUGAACAAAUUUCAAUUGUAUCCGACAGAUUUAAUACAGCCGGCGACAACAGAUGUCACUAGGCCUAGUAACAAUACCACCACCAACACCAGCACCACCCCCAACAACAACAACGGAAUGACGUCAUCAUCAGUACAGACCAGUAAAUCACCACUUUCAUCAUGUGCAAAUAUUAACAUGACUGAUACUGAGAUACAUAGUGCUUGGAGUAAAGCAUUAGCCUUUGCCAAGUUGUGUAUGCCAGAUUUAUUUAUUGGAAAUUUAGACGGAGUAGCACAAGACUCCAUGGAUUUUCAUCAGUCGACUGACUAUGCUCACUCAUUGUUAUAUUUCAAUUCAUUAUUGAAAUCAUGGCCAUGGAUAAUGCCAACAGUUAAUAAUGCAUCGACAAAUUACUUACAGUCAUGUUAUAUGGGUAAUAGCAAUAAUAAUAAUGCUAAUAGUAGUGCUAAUACUGAUGCGAGUAACAUUUAUUCUAAUCAUCAGGAGAUGUGUUUUCCAGGUAGUAAAAUUGCAAGCUCAUUAAUGCUUCCCAUGUUAUCAUCAUCAAUGGCAUGUCAAACAUCUUCAUUGUCUCCGGAAACACUUAAUCCUUAUUCAUCAUUAUUAAAUUUGCCUCAGGUAACUAUGACAACGCCUAUGAAUGAUGAAUUAAAACAAAAUUUAAAGAAAUAUUCAAAUUCACUUAUUUCAAAUGAAACAGAAUUAAAUCAAAGGAAAGGUGAUUUAUUUAAUCAAAAAGAAAAGAAUUUAUUAUUUUAUCAUAUGACUUAUUAUAAUAAUAAUCAAACAGUUACUUUGAAUGAUGUGCCUAGAAUACGUACGUUAAAUGUUUCAAUGUCUGUUCAACUUUCAAUAUUUCUCCAUGUAUACAUGUAUACAAUAAUAAUAUUUAACCAUCUUCUCCUUGUUAAUUUAGAUACAAAAAAAUGUCAGUUAACUGUAGCAUCGAAUGAAUUGUUGUCACCGUCAUCAGUAUUAUUGUCAGGAAGUCAGUCGGUGAAAAAUACAUCAAUCUUCACAGAGGCUGGCUUAUUGAUCAAUAAUAAUAAUAAUCAUCCAUCAUCUCUGAAUCAGAUCUAUGAUCCAAUAUAUGAAUAUAAUAAACCAGGUGAUUUACUCUUGCAGUCACCUUUCUUCCCUCCUUCCUCAACAACAACAACAACAACAUCGUCAUCAUCAUCUUCGAAUUCUUCUUCUUCUUCUUCUUCUUCGUUUUCGUCUUCAACAGUCUCCUCACCAUCAUCAUCAUUAUCAUCGACAUCAGCGUCGACAUUGUCAUCAGCCCUGACAUCAACAUCUCUGCCGUUAUACAUGCAGCAAUUUUACUUAAGUCAAAUGAUGUUUCAAAUUAUCCAAUGGCUGUGUCAUUAUAGACCAGAUAAUAAAAUUCUGGAGAAUUUCAAUUUUCCCAUAAAUAAAUUCGACAUGAUUAAUUCAAUGUGUAAACAAUGGGAUCUGUUAUUCAGUUUAACAUUAUUUAUAGAAUUUUAUAAAAUGUCAUUAGGUAAUAAUAAUAAUAAUAAUGGUGAGAUGAACGAUACUGAUGAUAAUGGUGAUGAUAAUAAUGAUAAGGCUGAGUAUCGUUCAGUUAUGCUAAAGAAAAUGCACUACCUAUGGAUUGAAUUCGUUUGUAAACCAUUGGCGAGUUUAUUAACUUCUACUAUAAAAAGUCAAGAUACAGAUCCAAUAACUACUCUCACUGAGUCGAAUUCAAUUAUCCAAUUAUUCAAUGAAUUUAUUGUUUUAAAAUUAAAAGAUGAUGAAAUCGACUGGUUGAAAAUGAUGAUAUUGUUUAAUCCAUUAAUGAAGAAUGAGAAGGAGAAGAAGACGAAGAAAAUCGAUAUUAACUCAGAUAUACACAGUAAAUCUUUUCAACAAGCCAGAGAUUAUGCUAUUCGCUAUUAUCAAGUUGUUUUAAAAGGUUGCCCAACACGUCAAGGUCAAUUGAUGCAUUUACUUCAAACACUUCAUUCAUGUAUUGAUUUACCAUUGAAUUCAUCAUUACCAUGGUUACGACAUUAUAUGGAGUGUAUAUUUCAAUUGAGUUCAGAUAAACUUGAACCAGUUAUUAAGCAUAUGGUUAUAGCAGCUUUACAGACAUCUGAAGGGAUUACAACAUCAGCCUGAAACGUCAAUAUAACUCACCAGCUUCUCUUCUCUUCAUAAUAAUAUCUACCUCAUUACUACUAUGGAGAAGAGUUAGACGUUGGUAACAUUUAAAUGAAUCACAGAUUUCCAGAUAUCCUUUACUACGACGUCUCUACAUAUUCAUGAAUGACCACCAAGGCAAAUGAAAAAUAAGCACACAGACACAGACAAACACACAAUGUUUUCCCCCUUCGUUUUUCUUUCAAUUCA